AUGUCGUCAAAACAAGGUGGAAAGGCCAAGCCUUUGAAGCAACCAAAGGCUGAAAAGAAAGAAUACGAUGACAAUGAUAUGGCCAACCUUCAGAAAAAGAAGGAGGAGGAGAAGGCCCUAAAGGAGCUUAGAGCCAAGGCACAGCAGAAGGGAGCAUUUGGAGGUUCUGGACUCAAGAAGACCGAGUUUGAGCUCAAGCGUAACAAGCUUAAGUUUGGCUCGACUCUGCUCGAAUCCAACCCUACUUACAAAGGUGUCACUCUAGGAGGAGUUGGAGCUAUCCAAAGCAUAAUCCUCUCCCCUCUACAACUGGAAAAAAUCCUCCUGCAUUAACAGAACAGAAACCAUGCAAGAUCCCAUCAAGCAGACCGCCACAAUGGUUCCAUAGAUGUUGCUGGGAGCUUAUUGCAAAGAGAAGGAUUUAGGGGAAUGUUUCAAAGAUUCACCAUCGGAGUUCUGAGAGAUGCACCCUCUCAUGGUUUAUUUAUCUGGUCAUACAAGUACACGAGGGAGCAGCUCCACCCUGGCUGCAGAAAGAACUACCAGGAAAGUCCAAGAACUAUGCUAUUGGCCGGGGGACUAGCAGGAGUGGUUAGCUGGGUUUGCUUCUGUCCUUUAGAUGUCAUGAAGACCAGACUGCAAGCUCAGUCGCCAUCUUCCAUACAAAAAUACAAUAGCAUCAUUGACUGUUUUAAAGUUAAAUACAGUGUGCUCUGGCAAGGACUCGGUACUGCAGUUGCAAGAGCUUUUGUGGUGAAUGCAGGUGUAUUUUCUGCUUAUGAGAUUGCUUUGAGGUGUUUCUUUAAUAAUGGAAGCAUUCAAACAGAACCUACAAUCUAGAGACAUUAAUCUUUGGCUGAUUACAUAAACAAUACAU
Mangifera indica (mango) is the source of this 877-nucleotide messenger RNA. RefSeq names its product mitochondrial arginine transporter BAC2. Gene Ontology annotation, molecular function: transmembrane transporter activity. Gene Ontology annotation, biological process: transport. The record is from RefSeq and is a predicted model, not a curated record. NCBI's taxonomy places the organism in Eukaryota, Viridiplantae, Streptophyta, Magnoliopsida, Sapindales, Anacardiaceae.